Molecule: messenger RNA, 1707 nt
Organism: Linum tenue
Lineage: Eukaryota; Viridiplantae; Streptophyta; Magnoliopsida; Malpighiales; Linaceae
Source: the annotation of a GenBank genome assembly
CUGAUAGCCGCAGUGCUUCUGGAGCUGGUCCUCUCGUUUCCUGGUAAACUCGCCGUCCAUCGCUGCUUCAGUUCAUCUCAUUUCAGUGAGAUAGUUUUAAUUGUUCAUUUGUGGAUUUUCGUUGGGUUGAAUGUUGCGCUAAGAUCUGGUAUGGUUUUGCUGUUGCAGAGGAGUUGAAGGAUGUCUCACCGUAAGUUUGAGCACCCCCGACAUGGUUCUUUGGGAUUUCUACCCAGGAAGAGGGCUGCCCGCCACAGGGGAAGAGUGAAGGCUUUCCCCAAGGACGACCCAUCAAAAGAACCCAGACUGACUGCUUUCUUGGGUUACAAGGCUGGAAUGACCCAUAUUGUUAGAGAGGUCGAGAAGCCUGGGUCGAAGCUUCACAAGAAGGAAACCUGUGAGGCUGUCACGAUUAUUGAGACCCCUCCUUUGGUUGUUGUUGGAGUUGUUGGCUACAUCAAGACGCCCAGUGGCCUCCGGUCUCUGAACACCGUCUGGGCCCAGCAUUUGAGUGAGGAUGUCAAGAGAAGGUUCUACAAGAACUGGGCCAAGUCAAAGAAGAAGGCUUUCACCAAGUACUCCAAGAAGUUCGAGUCUGAUGAAGGCAAGAAGGAUGUUACUUCCCAGCUGGAGAAGAUGAAGAAGUAUGCCACUAUCAUCCGUGUUCUGGCUCACACUCAGAUUAGGAAGAUGAAGGGGCUGAAGCAGAAGAAGGCUCAUUUGAUGGAGAUCCAGGUCAAUGGUGGAGACAUUGCUAAGAAGGUUGACUUUGCCUACAGCUUCUUUGAGAAGCAGAUUCCAAUUGAUUCAGUCUUCCAGAAGGAUGAGAUGAUUGACAUCAUUGGUGUGACCAAGGGUAAGGGUUAUGAAGGUGUGGUCACUCGUUGGGGUGUCACCCGUCUUCCUCGAAAGACCCAUCGUGGUCUUCGCAAGGUUGCUUGUAUUGGAGCAUGGCAUCCUGCUAGGGUCUCGUACACUGUGGCUAGGGCUGGACAGAAUGGUUACCAUCACCGUACUGAGAUGAACAAGAAGAUCUACAAGCUUGGAAAGUCUGGCCAGGAUUCUCACUCUGCCAUGACUGAUUAUGACAGGACUGAGAAGGACAUCACACCUAUCGGAGGGUUCCCUCACUAUGGUAUUGUGAAGGAGGACUACAUUAUGAUCAAGGGUUGCUGUGUUGGUCCCAAGAAGCGUGUGGUGACAUUGAGGCAGUCUCUGUUGAAGCAGACCUCCAGAACUGCUACGGAGCAGGUGAAUCUCAAGUUCAUUGACACUUCAUCCAAGUUUGGACAUGGACGAUUCCAGACUACACAGGAAAAGCUCAAGCACUAUGGUCGCCUCAAGGCUUAGUUUGUUUCAAGGAGAGAGUCCUGUUUGCUCAUGGCCUACUAUUUUGCUAGUUGGAACAUUUUCUUGUUUUGCUACUAUUUUGCUGCUCUGUUUUCGAAUGUUUGAGAUAUUUUGGAGAUGGUACUUCUGCCUUUGAAUGUUGUUUCUUUGUUUGCACUCUUUUUUCGAUCUUUGUUAAGCUUCUUAAGUUUUUACCCUUUAUUAGUUUCUUUAAGCUGUCUGAAUUAGCACCUACAACCUCAUACUGGGCACCUUCUACCUUGUUGUCCUUGUGGCUUGUGUUGUUUGCAUAAUGCAAACCUCCUAGGAGGGUUGCUAGGACAAAUUGGGAAUGACAAAUUAUAUAUUCUUUUACAA